Messenger RNA from Monopterus albus (swamp eel), 1656 nucleotides. RefSeq names its product store-operated calcium entry-associated regulatory factor (gene saraf). Gene Ontology annotation, cellular component: endoplasmic reticulum membrane. The coding region runs from base 81 to 1073 and encodes 330 amino acids. NCBI's taxonomy places the organism in Eukaryota, Metazoa, Chordata, Actinopteri, Synbranchiformes, Synbranchidae. The record is from RefSeq and is a predicted model, not a curated record. The transcript has 7 exons. Gene Ontology annotation, biological process: regulation of store-operated calcium entry.
AUUAAACACCAGGAAGAAGAGGGAGAAGAAGAAGUAGAAACAGAGACUGUAGCAGGUGGUGUAGAACACACAGUAGAGAAAUGAGGUGCCUUGUCAAAGCCGUGUUACUGUUUCUUUUGGUGGGACACGUCAGGAGUUGGGAUGACGGCAGUGUGCUGUUGCGUGACAUCCAGGUGUUGACUUUGUACAAGGGGCAGUACACCACAGCGAGGCGUUCGAGCCCCAUACCUCAGCUGCAGUGUGUUGGAGGCUCAGCGGGCUGCCAGGCCUUCAUUCCAGAGGUGGUACAGUGUCAGAACAAAGGCUGGAACGGAGUGGAUGUACAGUGGGAGUGUAAGACUGAUAUGGAUAAUUCAUAUCGAUUUGGUCGGAUUGAGGUGAGCUGUGAAGGCUAUAGCCAUCCUGCUGAUGCUUACAUACUGAAGGGCUCCUGUGGACUGGAAUACACAUUGGAACUGACUGAAGAGGGCCGCAGGAGGAUAAAAGGCAGCUGGGGCUCCCACAGUGAAUUUAAGGGAUUUGGAGGUCUUUGGGGCUUGGCCUCUAGUUUCUUCAGCAGUUUCUCUGGAAGCAAGUAUCAACAUCAGCAGCAGAGCCAUCAGAGUUCCACAGGCUUUGGGGACUCAGGAGGUCUCUUGGUGAUUGCUGGGCUUAUGCUAUUAGCGUACUGCAUCUACAAACUGUUCCUGAGCGGGAACAUGCCCCAGUGGGAGCAGGACAGGGCACAGGCUGGGUACCCCAGAGAUAAUUACCACGACUCCACAGGACCACCACCCCCAGGAUUCAAACCUGACUUCACAGGCUGUCCUGGUGCGAACCCAGGAUACGGUUUUCAUAGCGACUACACUCACAGAAAACAGUACCCAGGAGGUCGAGAUGCUCCUAGCACUGGCAGAGGCUUCUGGACUGGCAUGGGGGCAGGAGGGGUGCUGGGAUAUCUUUUUGGUCAGAGAACCCAGCCUUACAACUACAACUAUUCCCGUUACACUGAUAACAGACCUCCUCCUGCUGUAGACUCCUCCUCCUCUGGGACACGCACUGCUUCAGGUUUUGGGGGAACCAAGAGAAGAUAGAAGCUGUGGAAGUGGACAGAUUCUCUACUGCGACAGCAAUUAAACUGGUGAACUAUUGAGAGGUGAGCUCAGUGUUUGCUGCUAGCAGGUCAAACAUGACAAAAAACACCAUGAGAACAGACUUUCCUAAUGGUUCCUUUUUUCAGGAGAGCUCACUGAGGUUACAGCUACUGGCAGGAAGCUCUUUUUCUAUGAAUGUGGCUUGAGCUUUGGCCUAAAUGCUUUUUUGUUUGGAAGCACAUGAUAUGAAUUUGAUGUUUUUAGAAAAUGGUGAUCUUGCAGUUGUUCACUGGUUUGAUCAGCUUCCUGUAGGUGAGAUGGACACUUUUCAAUGUGAGUCCACUCUUUAUAAUGUAUAUGUUUUAUUCAUGUGGUCUUGUGGAAGGAAUUUCUUAUACUGUAGAAAGAAGGUCUUUUCUCUUCUUCUUUUCUUGACUUUCUUUGUGGGGCUGUAUUCAAAUGACACAAUGGAUAAAAUCAUGUGAACCUUCUCUGUCAGUCUAUUUAACUGCUGCUGAAUGGAGGUAAUAAUUGUAAAUGAAAUGAUUUGACAUAGGAAAUGAAUAAAGGCUCAUAAAAAAUG